Mesocestoides corti is the source of this 606-nucleotide messenger RNA. The record is from the annotation of a GenBank genome assembly. NCBI's taxonomy places the organism in Eukaryota, Metazoa, Platyhelminthes, Cestoda, Cyclophyllidea, Mesocestoididae.
AUGAACGGUCUUUUUGUGGUUUUCCUCGCUUGUCUGGCAUCGCCCUCAUUGGCCUGCUACGGAAACGGUUGCAAUGGCAGAUACAACUUCCAGACAUGUACCACCCCAGUCUGUCACUACGGCAAGUACAUUGGUUACGGCUGUCGCCACGGCAUCUGCCCCGUUGUCUGCCUCGGUGUUGGCUGCCGCGGUGUCAGUGGUGUCACCCCGCGAUCUCUGGAACGCAGCGGCUUCUACGGUGUGUGGGGCAACGGCGCCUACGGACACCGCGGUUGCUAUGGAGGUAACUGCGGGUACUGGGCCGGUUGUUUGAACGGACGUUGUGGCGGCUACUACGACUUUAGGCGCUGCAGAACGCCCAUGUGCGUCAGUGGACCCUACCAUGGCUACGGCUGCGCUAACGGUGUUUGCAGAUUCAUCUGCUUCCAAAACGUCUGCCACACACCAUACGCGUAUGGUCUUCGAUGCUACGGACCCAGUUGUGACAGGUACUACCAACUACCCGAGCUGGAAUGCAAUGGCGUGAACUGUCGUGAAGACUGCACCGGCGAGGAUUGCGAGAAGAAGGAGACGUCGACAUCGAAACCACCAAACGGAUCUGAGUAA